Molecule: messenger RNA, 423 nt
Organism: Penicillium hordei
Lineage: Eukaryota; Fungi; Ascomycota; Eurotiomycetes; Eurotiales; Aspergillaceae
Exons: 2
Source: RefSeq, a predicted model, not a curated record
AUGACCAGCUCUGAAAGAACAAUUAUUAUUGACGAUGACGAACUACCCCCGAGCUGGCGGCCAACUGAUUCACAGGCCCAAAUAACGUCUCCAUGUAUAUCUCUUCAGAUUCCGAUUCCACCAAGUGAUGCUACAAGUGGUAGCACAAAACCAUCUUCCAAACGCAGAAGGGUCAGCAGAACACUCGACACUCUGGAUACCUGUUUGAGGAAGCUGCGUAACACAGUUGACCAAAAAGAUCAAGAAAUUGAAAUGCUGGGUCAAAAGCUUGAAGAUCGAGAUCAGGAAGUUGAGAAGCUGCAGAAGCAAGUUCAGGAACUUCUCCUACAGGAAGAGGAGCUUUCCCAACGACGUAUUUUGGAGUGCAAGAUUUGCCUCGAGCAGUCAGAUGGUUGGAAACUUCGGCUUUGUGGGCAUAUGCUU